AUGAUGGCCAAACCCACUCAGAGAGGGAAUGGCCCUAACUCAGAGGCCUUACGACAGCGCUUCAGGAAAUUUCAUUACCAGGAGGCAGCUGGGCCCCGGGAGGCUUUCAGCCAGCUCUGGGAACUUUGUUGUCGGUGGCUGAGGCCCGAGGUGCGCACCAAGGAGCAGAUUGUAGAGCUGUUGGUGCUAGAGCAGUUCCUGACCAUCUUACCUGGGGAGAUCCAGAAGUGGGCCCAGGAGCAAUGUCCGGAAAGUGGAGAGGAGGCUGUGGCUCUGGUGGAAGAUUUAGAAAGAGAGCCUGGAAGACCGGGACUUUCGGUCACAGUCUCUGUGAAGGGGCAGGAAGUACGCUUGGAGAAGAUGACACCCCUGAAAUCAUCACGGGAGUUAUUAAGUGUUCGGCAGGAGUCAGUGGAACCUCAGUCCAGGGGUGUACCCAAGAAAAAGAGGGCAAGAAGCCCAGUCCUGGGACCACAGGAGCAGAUGAACACAAAGGAGAAGCUCAGACCUUUUCAAAGGAGCGGGUUUCCAUUUCCUAAAUCUGGUGUGGUCUCCAGGUUGGAGCAAGGAGAGCCUUGGAUCCCAGAUCUGGGCUCCAAGGAAAAGGAACUCCCAAGAGGCAGUGUCACAGGAGACAGACAAAUGCAUGCUGACCUGUUACCAUCCAGGAGAGAGAAAAGCAGCUGGGUGGGUCAGGAUCACUGGGGCUUUGAGGAUGAGAAGGUGGCAGGUGUGCACUGGGGCUAUGAAGAGACCAGAACUCUCCUCGCAAUUCUCAGUCAGACUGAGUUUUAUGCGGCUCUCCGAAACUGUCAUCGAAACAGCCAAGUAUAUGGGGCUGUGGCUGAGCGGCUCCGGGAGUAUGGCUUCCUCCGGACCCUGGAACAGUGUCGGACCAAGUUCAAAGGUCUCCAGAAGAGCUAUAGGAAAGUCAAGAAUGGCCACCCACUUGAGACCUGCCCCUUUUUUGAAGAGAUGGAAGCCCUGAUGAGUGCUCAGGUCAUUGCCCUGCCCAGUAAAGGUCUGGAAGAAGCAGCCUCUCGCUCUGGCCUGGCAAGCAGUGAUGCUGAGACUAAGGAGCCAGAGCCCGGGAGUUGGCAGCAUGAGGAGGGAGCAGAAGAGGCCACAGCAGAAGAGUCUGACAGUGAUGAAAUGGGUGAGAAAGCCACCCCCCCGGACCCCAACAAUUCAACUGCACCUGUCCUUUACCGAAGCCCAAGUGGUGUACACUGGGGCUAUGAAGAGACGAAAACUUACCUUGCAAUUCUUAGUGAGACUCAGUUUUAUGAAGCUCUUCAGAACUGUCACCGCAACAGCCAGUUGUACGGAGCAGUGGCUGAGCGGUUAUGGGAAUAUGGAUUCCUUAGGACACCAGAGCAAUGUCGGACCAAGUUUAAAAGCCUACAGACCAGCUACCGGAAAGUCAAGAAUGGCCAAGCACCAGAGACCUGUCCCUUCUUUGAAGAGAUGGAUGCUUUGGUGAGUGCUCGGGUUGCUGCCCCACUCAGUGAUGUCCAGGAGGAAGACACAGCCUCUUGCCCCAUCCAGGAGACCAGUGAGGCUGAAACUGAGAAGCAAGCUGAGGAGGCAGAAGAGGCCUCAGAAGAAGAUUCUGAGGAUGAUGAAGAGGAUACUGAGCUACCCCCAGGUGCUGUCAUCACGCGUGCUCCAGUCUUAUUCCAGAGCCCCAGUGGUUUUGAGGCUGGAUUUGAGAAUGAAGAGAAUCUAAAACGGGAUAUUUCUGAGGAAGUACAACUACAUAGGACAUUACUUGCAAGGUCUGAAAGGAAAAUUUGCCGGCACCUUAAUCAUGGUAAAGGCAGUGAGACUGAAUGUAGAUCAGGAAGACACUGGAAGAGAACCCCAGGAGAAAGAAGAAGAAAACCCACACUCCCAGAGAGGAGUUUGAAUAAAGUUUUAAGUCAUCAGAAACCUUACUUGGGAGAGAAACCCAAUAAAUAUCUUAGAUAUGGCAAAAGCUUUGGUCCAAACUCCCACCUCAUGCAUCAAAUAACACAUCAAGUGGAAAACCCAUAUAAAUGUACUGACUGCGGAAAAAGCUUCAGUCGGAGUGCGCGCCUCGUUAGACACUGGAGAAUCCACACUGGAGAGAAACCUUAUAAGUGUCUUGACUGUGGGAAAUGUUUCCGUGACAGUUCAAAUUUCAUCACCCAUAGGAGAAUCCACACAGGAGAGAAACCCUAUCAAUGCAGUGAGUGUGGAAAACGUUUCAACCAGAGCUCAAGCCUUAUCAUUCACCAGAGAACCCACACGGGAGAAAAGCCCUAUCAGUGUGAAGAGUGCGGGAAAAGCUUCAAUAACAGUUCUCAUUUUAGUGCGCAUCGGAGGAUACACACAGGAGAGAGACCCCACGUGUGUCCUGACUGUGGAAAGAGUUUCAGUAAGAGUUCUGAUUUGCGUGCACAUCAUAGAACCCACACGGGAGAGAAACCCUAUGGGUGUCAUGAUUGUGGCAAGUGCUUCAGUAAAAGCUCUGCUCUGAAUAAGCACAGAGAAAUCCAUACACGAGAAAAACUUCUGAAACAAUCAAUGCCUAAGUAA
This is a messenger RNA of Pipistrellus nathusii (Nathusius's pipistrelle), 2562 nucleotides long. Lineage: Eukaryota; Metazoa; Chordata; Mammalia; Chiroptera; Vespertilionidae. The record is from the annotation of a GenBank genome assembly.